CCCACCACGACCUCACCACAACUUGGUCACCGUACAACAACAAUGGCCACGCCCACCACCGCCACCGCCGCCGCGUCGACAUUCGUCUCGCUCGCGCGCCUGCUUCCGCCACGGCUAACCCGGUUCUUCGCGCGGUACCCACCGGGCACCGCCAAUGACGUGCGCAGCAACCCCUUCAAGCCGACCGUGUUCCCGGUGACGGGCAAGUGGCACAACCCGGUGUUCUCGCUGCGGCGCCAGGCGGACCUGUGCAAGCUCGCGCGCCGAUAUGGAGUCGAAGAGCUGCUGCCGCCCACGAAGAAGAGUUCGGCCGCGCGCGAGGCGGCCCGGCUGAAGAGGGCUGAGAAGCCAAUGCGCGUGAGGGGUCAUAAGGAGGAGAGGACGCUCAAGUCCAGGCUCGAAAUACGGAAACAGGCUAUGGAGAAGAUGCCUGCGCUCAUCGAGGAGUGGAAACGGAGGGGUCAUGGAAGGGGCUGGAAGGACUGGCCGAGCGGGAAGGCCAAGUUUUAGAUGGGGGGAUCUCGGGAGGUGUUUUUGUUUCAUCGUUCUGGAUCCGGCCGCUUCCGAUCGGGACAGCAUUGUACAUAAUCCCGUCUCUUUCAAAUCCGAUCCGGUCUCCAUUCGUGUUGGGAUAGGUAGCAGCAACUAUUGUCGAGUGAUGGGAGGUGGCAAGCUGAUGCUAGGAAGUGACUCCGGACCAGGAGGCUCAAACCGAAGAAGAUGGGGAUAGUGCGGGGGGUGGUAUCGCCAUCAAAGCGAGCAGGUAUUCCCACUGCCAUGGUGCAGGGCCGUUUUGAAACCGGCGAAAACAUGGGUUUGGUGGCAAGCGGGAUCAACAAGCAUACCAGAACAUCUUACCCUCCUAUUUUGAAUAUAUAAUGCUUCGAAGGAAACAGAUCUAAACACCGCUUCGGUGAUCUGGUUGGGAUACGACAG
Tricharina praecox is the source of this 936-nucleotide messenger RNA. RefSeq lists its product as uncharacterized. The coding region runs from base 43 to 510 and encodes 155 amino acids. Lineage: Eukaryota; Fungi; Ascomycota; Pezizomycetes; Pezizales; Pyronemataceae. The record is from RefSeq and is a predicted model, not a curated record. Gene Ontology annotation, cellular component: mitochondrial large ribosomal subunit. Gene Ontology annotation, molecular function: structural constituent of ribosome. The transcript is spliced from 2 exons.